Molecule: messenger RNA, 1215 nt
Organism: Gracilinanus agilis (Agile Gracile Mouse Opossum)
Lineage: Eukaryota; Metazoa; Chordata; Mammalia; Didelphimorphia; Didelphidae
Gene: STEAP1
Product: STEAP family member 1
Exons: 6
Coding region: 177-1187 (336 amino acids)
Cellular component (GO): endosome; plasma membrane
Source: RefSeq, a predicted model, not a curated record
CAGGACACUUCAGGACCUGGCACUGCUGUGGCAGAAGCGUGACGGGGCCGGGGAGCGGGCAACUCCUACCCUUCCUGGAUAUCCAUAAUUCAGGAAGUCUCCACACCUGGGCAUCUGUGGGGGAGAGGACACCUCCUGACAUUUCUACAAUAACAAAGGAGCAGAUUUUCUCUAAGAUGGAAAACAGAACAAACCAAGAGGAACUUUGUGAAAUAAAGCCUAGGGAGAAGAUGGAGGAACAUGAUCAUUUGACAAAGGAUUCAAAGGAUAUCAGCACACUGAAGAGACCAGACCUUUUCCACUUGCAUCAAAUGACUGGCUUUGACGGGUUUGAGUGCCCCGCAGGUCUAAAGCACAAACAGGAGCUUUUUCCACAAUGGCGUUUGCCCAUUAAGAUGGCGGCCAUCAUAGCCCUUCUAACCUUCCUUUAUACUUGCCUAAGGGACAUCAUCCACCCUUUUGUAAUGACUCGGGCACACUUUUUCUAUAAGAUCCCAAUUCUGGUCAUCAACAAAGUUUUGCCAGUGGUUUCCAUCACCCUCUUGGCACUGGUUUAUUUGCCAGGUGUUAUUGCAGCUGCCUUCCAGCUUCGCCAUGGAACUAAGUACAAGAGAUUUCCAGAAUGGUUGGCUAAAUGGAUGCUAGCAAGGAAGCAAUUUGGGCUUCUCAGUUUCUUUUUUGCCUCGUUGCACGCAGUUUAUAGUUUGUCCUAUCCAAUGAGAAGGUCUUACAGAUACAAGCUGCUAAACUGGGCUUUUCAACAGGUCCAACAAAAUAAAGAAGAUGCCUGGGUCGAGCAUGAUGUUUGGCGAAUGGAAAUUUAUGUAUCUCUAGGAAUUGUAGGACUUGCUUUACUGGCCCUACUGGCAGUAACUUCUAUUCCAUCCGUCAGCAACUCCCUGACCUGGAGAGAAUUUCAUUAUAUUCAGAGCAAGUUGGGAAUCUUUUGCCUUUUUUUGGGCACAGUUCAUGCACUGAUUUUUGCCUGGAACAAAUGGGUGGAUGUAAAGCAGUUCGUGUGGUACACUCCUCCUACUUUUAUGAUAGCAAUUUUACUUCCUGUUGUUGUUCUGGUAGGUAAAGGCAUAUUGCUUCUUCCAUGCUACAGGAAGAGAAUCCAGAAGAUAAGGCAUGGCUGGGAAGAUCCCACUAAAAUGAAUAAAGCUGAGAUGGCUUUCCAACUGUAGAACAUACGGAUUUUUGCCAAAUAUUGAA